CACAAUGGCGCCGACCAAGAAGAAACACGCACGGAGUAAAGCUUGUGUUAUUCCUGGAGGAUUUACGGUUCUCUCUUUACAGUUUAGCGAAGAAACGGUCUCCCGACACUCUCUUUACGUGAAGGAGCACCGGGUUCGAGCAGAGCAGACCUCCCGCAGACCUCUGGACCGGACUUUAUUCGUGCUCAACAUCCCUCCAUACUGCUCUCAGGAUGUUGUUAAAGAUUUAUUCAGCCAGUUUGGCAGCGUUGACUCAGUUGAGUUGAAAGACCAUCCCGGUUCCUUUCAAGAGUCUGGACCCAUAGUGUCCAAGGUUUUCAGACCAGCUGAAAAACAGGGUUUCAAAGUCGGUUACAUUGUGUUUCAAAACUCCUCCAGUCUAACAGCAGUUAAAUCACACUCGUAUGACGUCCCUUUGGUGGUCUGCACCGAGCAGCGGCCUGUGAGAACAGGACUGCAGAAAUGGGUCCAGCAGUACCAAGAGUCCUUCAUCCAUCCAGAUAAACUGCAGAAAAAAGUUGACUUUUUCAUGCAGGAGUAUGACAAGCGUAAAGAAGAGGAAGCAGAGCAGCAGAAGCAGGAGACUGAGCAGCAGCAAGAAGACGAAGAUGGCUGGGUGAAAGUUACACGAGGGCACAAGGGCACCAAGGCCCGUCCUCACAGCGAGGCCGCCAACCAGAGGACUCUACAAAAGGAGAUAAGGAAGAAGAAAAGGAAGGAGCUCAUGAACUUCUACACUUGGCAGCACAGGAACACCCAGAAAGAACAUAUUGCGGAGCUGAGAAAAAAGUUUGAGGAGGAUAAACAGAGAAUAGCUCUACUAAGAGCCCAGAGAAAGUUCAAACCCUACUGAGAUGAUGUUGAUAUGAUCCUCUGCUCAUUUUGUACCUUUCAUGCAUUUUAGUGACCUUAUUCUCCUUACAAUUUGUGAUUAGUUAUUGCUGUGUUUGACUAUGAAAAAUCUUUUCACAUGGUUGGAUACUUUUUUAUUUUAGUGGAAGAUGUAAGAGGUGGUGAAAAAAGUUAAAACAAAAGAAUUAAAAACAUUGUUACAAAUGU
This is a messenger RNA of Cololabis saira (Pacific saury), 1059 nucleotides long. RefSeq names its product ribosomal RNA processing 7 homolog A (gene rrp7a). Gene Ontology annotation, cellular component: UTP-C complex; CURI complex. Gene Ontology annotation, molecular function: RNA binding. NCBI's taxonomy places the organism in Eukaryota, Metazoa, Chordata, Actinopteri, Beloniformes, Belonidae. Gene Ontology annotation, biological process: ribosomal small subunit assembly; rRNA processing. The transcript is spliced from 7 exons. Bases 5 to 853 code for a protein of 282 amino acids. The record is from RefSeq and is a predicted model, not a curated record.